AUGGUCGUAAAAUGGGCGGGAUGCGUCUCACUCGGGCCUGACGCAGAAGAGGCGCCGGUUGCUCCGGCCGGCGGCUGGCUGGGCGCGACCACUAUGGAGCGCUACGGUGGCGCCUUCGAAGAGGCGGUAGAUGGGGCCCGGCAGCAGGAGCGGCACUACCAGCUGCUAUCUGCACUACAGAGCCUAGUUAAAGAGCUUCCCAGCUCUUUCCAGCAGCGCCUGUCCUACACCACGCUCAGCGACCUGGCCCUGGCGCUUCUUGACGGCACCGUGUUCGAGAUCGUGCAGGGGCUGCUGGAGAUCCAGCACCUCACCGAGAAGAGCCUGUACAAUCAGCGCCUGCGGCUACAGAAUGAGCACCGAGUGCUCAGGCAGGCACUGCGGCAAAAGCACCAGGAAGCCCAGCAGGCCUGCCGACCCCACAACUUGCCCGUGCUCCAGGCAACUCAGCAGCGUGAGCUGGAGAAACCCAUGACCCAUCUUGGCUUCUGUGACCUUUGCUUCAGGCAGAGCAGGCACAGAGCCGAUGUACAGGACCUGUGGGAAGGAACAAGAAGGUGAGGGUGGGUCACACCACCUCAGGCUGCAAGUGACAAGCACGUAUUCCCUUUGAGCAAGCAGAGGUGAGAGGAAGCCAGGAGUGGAGUCCUGAACCUGACCUGACAUGGCGGACUGUACAAGAAUAGCUGGGUUAGCCUGGGCAGGUAAGAGUGACUCAGGUGCCCCACCCGCCUCCUUACCCACCCCAGGCCUGCAGGGUCACCUCCCCUGAGCAGGGCAGGGCAGCAGCCUCACAGACCAACUUGGCCUACAAGCUCUGAACCCUGGAGAAGGCUCAGAUUCCUCAUGGGUAGGUGAGGAGUGAAUAAAACUAGCUGAUAGCCCAAGGCAAAGAGGAGGUGCUUGAUGAAAGCUAGCUAUGGGGGCAUUCCUUCUGAGGGGAAGACAGAGCCUCAGGGCCAGCCAGGACUGAUAAGGAACGGAGCCCGACAAUUACCAAAGUACAAAAUUCCCAAAGCUGAGGCCGCUUGCUCUGCCCUAAACCCCCUGCAUCCAGGCACCUCCAACCACUAGGAACCCCAGGCCAGGCUCUGGGCUCCUGCCCAGAUGCACAGCUAGUCCCACCUCCAGCCACUGCCUGCCAGCGCCCUGCUUCAGUCUUGCCCCUUAGGUGUAUCUUCUAACCAGUAAUCAGAAUUUUUCUUUUAAAAUGCAAGCCCUCCCCUGGCCUCCCAUCACAAGGGAAUAACACCCCCCAGUCCUCAUGAGGACAGAUCAGUGAGGCCAGUCUGAGAACAUGGUUGCCUCUGCCCACCCUCAGGCCUCCCUGCAGUCCCUUGGCCAUGCCCUCGCCACCCCUGCCUGGUCUGCCCCCACCCAGGUGCCCCCUCACCCAGAAUGCCUGCCAGAAUCACAACAGACACCAUCCCCCUCUCAGUGGCUAUGACAUCUGGGACAGCAAAUGUCGUGGCUAAGCCUACUCAGAUGAAGGAGCCGCUCACCAUUACUGUCCUGGAGUGGCAUUCGAGCAGCUUUGUCCAUCAUCUGACUUUGUAUUUAAAGCCUCUUAAAUCAGUUCCCACAGAAAGAGUGCAGCUGAAGCCCUGUGGCUUAUCUGGUGAACUCCUAAAUGCUCAGACCCCUGGGGGCCCCUGAGGUUCUGCCCAUACUUCACAGGAAAAGGACAGUGUUUUCCCCGUCCCCCACCCCCUGCACUGGGGCACUUGAGACAGAAGUAAAGCCAGCGAAGCCACAGAAAGCUGAUUGCACCUGUGGUAGCCUCAAGCUGAAUCAAAGGUCUAAGGCAGCUUUUGACCUCCCUGCUCCUGCACCCAAGGGCUACCAGCCGCCUUCCAGGGAGCCCUCCCUUUAGACCCUGGUUCCUGUGUAACCCCAGGGCCCAUAUCUGGCAACUGUGAGCCAGCAUGCCCAGGUCAGGACCCAGGAGUCCCAGUAGCUGGGACAGUUCACAGGGGCCGCGCACAUGGCUAUACAGCCCAUAAGACCCCCACCUGGGAACAGGGGACAAGAGCCACUUCAUGCCAACUAGACAUAUGUGCUUGACAUACAGAAGAGGGUGAGGUGUGCCUGUGUGACAAUAUCUGACUCAGUAACAUAAGGGAGGGGGUCAGCCCCACACACAUCCCCACUGGGAACAAGGAGCACCUGUAAGACCAUUCCCAAGCUGUGGUCCAGGUACAACCAGGCAAAUAGCAUGACUCAGGACCCACCAUCUGCACUAAGGCAUGGGUCUAACCAGCAAGGACGAUGGCUGCUGGGGACUCGGGCCUUCUCUGUAACCACACAGCCCAUGGCUCAGGGAAACACAAGUAUUCACCUUCAAGGUCCCUGCCUUCUAGGUAGGCUGCAUUCUUUCACAUGGGCCCCCAGGGACCCAGCACUGUGUAAGGUGCCCACUCAACAUUUCCACAGCUGGCCUACCCACCCUCCAAGCCCCAGCCAGCCUCCAAAGGGUGUGGGCCACUCCCAUCCUCACUGCCAGUAGGUUCAGUGGCAGGAAAGCAGUCAGAGUCUGUGCUAUUUCCAUCCAUGAACCUUCUGGGCACAAACCAGAGAGGAAGCACUUUAGAAAUGGACUGAGCAGAGGAACUGGGUCGGCUGCACAACCAUGUGGUCAGGGGGACAGCGGCCUGUCUCUGAGCAGAUGGCACUGAGAAGGAUCAGGGUCACACUGUCAACCAGACCUGGUGGGUGGGUCACGAGAAGACAAAGAUGGCAGCUGCCAGGUGCAGUGGAAGGGAGGAGGGUCACGUGACUGGCAGGGAACGGAAGAGACCGCCCAGUGCAAGCACGUGCACACACACGUAUGCACACAUGCAUGGCCCAGGAUGUGAAGGAGGGAAGAGAAUGCGCCAAGGGGCAGAGGGGAGAAGAAGAUGAAUACAAGUGGCCCAGGGGGUUGAAGAGGCAGUAGGGAGGCCCUGACCAUCUCUUGGCCACCUCCAAGCUCAGCUCACUACACUGGGUGAUGUGUUGACUGGACGCCUUUUAGAAAAAAGCAGAAAGUGAGGGGAAUAAGGUAGCAGGAAGGAGUGAAGCACAGACAAGCCCAGUGGAGCUCAUUCCUGCCUGCACAUCCACAUCCCUAGCCCCUCAGACCCUGGUUCCAGGCAGCACCUGAGUGUUCUGCGCACACCAGUCCUAUAGAGCUGCCCCCACCUUGGGGCUCCACCGCCAGCCAGUCCUGUGUCUGCACAGGCAAGACAGACACACCUGCCAUCCACACUAUCCCCAGAUGUCCUCGUCAUAGUCAAUCAUCAGGAGGUACACUUUCCCUAUCCCCACAGCUCUCAGCUUACUGGGGAGACCCUAUGGGGUCUCCUGCCUUCUACCAGGUGUUCUGAGAAACACCGUCCCGCCCCCGCCAUAUGUGGCUACUCUCUCCCUCUGCCACCUGUAGCCUCCUACCUCCUGCUUCCUGCCCAGGGAUCCCUUCCAGGAUCCCCUCCUCAGAACUUCAGGAGGCCUGCUGGGCCUCCUGUGCAUUCAGACACUUCUAUCCUUUCUGUGCCUCACAUGGUUAUGCCCACAGCAGGCCCAGCACCACCUGUACCCUUCCUACUCCAACCCCUGUGGCCUUAAUUUGGGGUAGUGGCCUCUAUAUCACUCCCCAGAGCAGGGUCUAUGUGCCUCGUGACAGGAUUAGCAAAACAGACCUCUGGGCCCCACCGGGACACAGAAGUAGUUCUCUGCAUGGGGGGCUGCAUGGAUGAAGGCUGCAUGGUAGGAGUCACUCUUGACUAAACACCCAGGAAGCCAGGCAGGCAACUUGACAGUAUAGAUGUUCAACCAGCACCCACAAGCCUGGUUCUGUCACCCUGGUCCAGGCCUCUCCAAAGGCACAUGCCUGGCAGCAGACCUGGGCAUGAGUGGACACCUGCCACUGGCAUCAGAUGGUGGGCACCAUGUUAGGAUGGGAGGGACCACCACUCACAUCCCAAAGCCCACCAAGCAGGGCUGCUACAUCAUGAUGGGUAUCAACAGCAGCAUGGCCCAGGGGCACAGGUUCCUUGGCUCCAGGACAGGGCAAGGCCAGCCCACAUCCCGAUGCUCCCCCUGCAGGACAGGAAGGAAGCCAGCCAGAUCACCCUAGGAAAGAAGUCUUUUCACACCAGAGGGAGAAAAUCCUAUUGUGAAAUCACUCUGCCCUCAACUUAGACACAGCGGGAACACAGAGUCCCUUAGUUAUUCAACAGGCAGCCUCACUGAAGGCUGCAGCCCCAGGCCACAGUGAGGAACACACGGAGGGGUGCCAAACUGGAGAACCCUGCCUUUAAGACAGCAAAUGGCUAGACAGGGGCUGGGCUCCCCAGGCCAAUCCUCUGCUGCUGUUGCUGCUUGGCUUGGACAUUCCGUUCCCAGGGCAGGAGCCUCAUGUGAUGCCUUUCCCUCCCCUCCCCUCCUGUCCCCAUGCCAGAGCAAACACCCCAGCAUGCGACAGGGCAGGUUACUCAGCAGGCCUGUCUCGAGCCUCACGUGGUUGGGCACAGCUGCUAUCAGAACUAAGGGUCCCAAAUGCAAGCAAGGGCCUGGCAUGGAGGGGUGCAUGUAUCAGCACAGGAACCAGGCAUUUUGCACAGAAAGGGCUGGUCUUGCCGGGAUCUGUGAGGCCACCUCUCCUGGAAGCAGAGGGUGACCUUGUCCUCUAAUUUUUUUCUGUGGCCCAGAAAUGUAGGUCAGGGAGGUACCCAUCUGUCCCUAUACCCACUGCCCAGAGAACAGGUCCUACAGCAAGUUGGUGAUCUCAGGAGGAGACCCCAGGCCAGCCCGUCACACUGCUCCUGGCUGCACAUUCCCUUCUUGGACCCCUGGGUAGGCACCAGGCUUGACAGGCUCCAUACUUACCAGGCAGGGCCCACCUGCUAAAUUAGAAAAUCCUCCCAAGAGCUAGGCAAGGUUGGGCAGUGGUACCUGUCCAACAGAUUAGCAAUGCCUCAGAAGAAAUGCUUUAGUAGAACAGAAAGCCGGAGCACCUCCUACAUCAGGGUCAGAAAACGGUUUUUGUAAACGGUCAGGUAGCUUCUAUCUUCAGCCUUGUGGGCCAUAUGGCAUCUGUCACAGCUACUCAACUCUGUUCCUC
Molecule: messenger RNA, 5101 nt
Organism: Lynx canadensis (Canada lynx)
Lineage: Eukaryota; Metazoa; Chordata; Mammalia; Carnivora; Felidae
Gene: DGCR6L
Product: DiGeorge syndrome critical region gene 6 like
Exons: 5
Coding region: 1-561 (186 amino acids)
Source: RefSeq, a predicted model, not a curated record